Crotalus tigris (Tiger rattlesnake) is the source of this 4496-nucleotide messenger RNA. RefSeq names its product ring finger protein 31 (gene RNF31). Gene Ontology annotation, biological process: protein linear polyubiquitination. Gene Ontology annotation, cellular component: LUBAC complex. The record is from RefSeq and is a predicted model, not a curated record. NCBI's taxonomy places the organism in Eukaryota, Metazoa, Chordata, Lepidosauria, Squamata, Viperidae. The coding region runs from base 572 to 3784 and encodes 1070 amino acids. Gene Ontology annotation, molecular function: zinc ion binding; linear polyubiquitin binding; K48-linked polyubiquitin modification-dependent protein binding. The transcript has 22 exons.
CCCUCAGGCUGGCUGAGGAAUGCUGGGAGUCGAAGUCCACAAGUCAUCAAAGGGUCAUAGUUCCCUCAGGCUGGCUGAGGAAUGCUGGGAGUUGAAGUUCAGAAGUCAUCAAACGGUCAGUUCCGUCAUGCUGGCUGAGGGAUGCUGGGAGUUGAAGUCCACAAUCUUAAACUAGCCAAGAUUGAGAGGGGAGAAACUGGUUUAAAGUUCCCCAGUUAGUUUCUGUUCCUCCUCCUUUCCCCCAACUCUUUUAAAAGUUGGGUCCAAGAAACCCCAUACCCCGUUCACACGUGAAUUAACGAAACCGAUCCCCUCUUUUAAAAUAAAAUAAAAUGAAAAACCCAAAAAGUCGCAAUGUUUUGUUACAAUGCACAAACAAACAAACAAACAAAAUGUUAUCUUUUUCUUUUCCUGUGGAUCUUUCCAGGCCUCCAGCUGACAGCCCGCUGGGCCAGCGCAGAGUGCUUCUCGCAACCGCGAUUCGAUCCCGCAUCCCGACCUUCCCACGGUACUUGCAACUGGAAAGGGGCGCGCUCUGCACGUGCUCAGAGGCCGGCAAGGGGGCUCAGAAAUGGGGGAGGCCACGCGCAAGUUUGCGGCCCUCCGACAGGAGCUGGUCACCACCUUGAUCCGGAAUCCUUCCGAACAGAAUGCCGAAUUUUUGCAGCGCCUGGUGGAAGCGCCCUUGCCCCCCGCCCAGAAGUAUCUGGAGAUUGAUGCCAGGGGCAUUUUGCGAGCCAAUGUCAAGGAGCAGUUCCAGGUGGAUCUCCGCUUGGUCUCCACCGCCUUCCAGAUCCUGGAGAAAUACGGGCGCAACCUUCUGCAUCCUCGCAAACCUUAUUUCUGGCGCAUGGUCAAAUUUAAUAAUCCCGUCUUCCGGGAUACGGUGGACACUAUCCAGGGUGGACGAGACGUCCUCCGGCUGUACGGCUAUUUGGAACAAAAGGCUGAUGGGCUUUACUUCCCGGAUCAUCAAGCUGAACCAGACAUUCCUCACGUGGCGUCCGUCACAGUGGACGUCAUGCUACUCCGUGCGGAGCUGAAUCUUCUCCUCUCGGAAACGCAUCCAAAUCCUCGGAUGUUGCAAGAAUUAAUGCAAGGGAGCCAGGCCUUACAGGUCCACAAGCCCGCCGAUGCUGGACCUCUGAAUCCGCUUUUGGCCAUUUCUCACGCAGGGAACCUGCCUCCAGACACCUGCCUGCUUUGUGGUUUAGAAGCUCCGUCGCAGCACUGUGAGGCUUGCAAUCAGAGUUUGUGUCCUAACUGCGAUUGGCUGUUUCACAAGCAUCCUUCCCGGACGCAUCACCAUCGGGUGCCUAUGAAAAACCCUGGCAGAGCAUGGCAGAGUCCCCCACCACCACCUAACCCCAGCCUCUCCAGCAUCCCCUCGGAGACGGCUUCUCUACGGCCCCACAGCCGCCCCCCACUCUCCGCCUCCCACAGCCUGCCCAGUCCGCGCCCGCCCUGGCGCUGCGCGGCUUGUCAGAAGAACAACGAUGCCUCCUCCGUCCUUUGCAUCAAUUGCGACCGGCCUCGGGGGUGCAAGACCCCCCAGACCCUCGGCCUGGAGGACGAGCUGACCCACCAAGGCCAGCUGGCCAGAGGGCGCUGGUCUUGCCAGACCUGCACCUUUGAGAACGAGUCGGCCACCGUCCUCUGCGCCGUUUGCGAGAGGCCGCGCCUGGCCGGCAAACCGAGCACCGGUGACGCCAAGCCCCUGAUAGCCUGGGGGGAGGAGAGCGGACCCCAGCAGGAAGAUGCCCCCAGCUGGCAGUGCGAACACUGCACUUUCCGCAACAGCGCCCACCGACGGAUCUGCGAGAUGUGCAAUUGCACCAGCCUGCACGGUGAUCCCCAGCCCCCGUCCCGUGCCGAGAAGGACGAGGUGGGCCGGUUGAAGCGACAGGUGGUGGAAGCCCCCGGGGAGCCCCAGGGCCUGUGGAAAGCCCCGCCCGCCUCGCCCGAGGAGGCGGAGCAACAGAGGCAGGCGAAGCUGCGGGACGACGGGCAGAAGAUGGUGGCCAUGAUCAGGGAGGCGGAGGGCGUGGGCGUGGCCCCCGAAAUGGUGGCGGCCGCCUUGUGCUACUCGGGAGCUGAACUGCCCCUGGCCUGGCUGAAAUCGGAACUGCCCUGCGUCCUGGAAGGUGUGGCGGAGAUGGCCACUCAGCGGGGCGCGGAGGAGCCCGGCGGUGGGCUGGGGGCCAUCACGCUUCAAGAAGUCCAAGCCGCCUGGGUGGCCAGCCGGGGGGACGUAGACGACGCCGUCAGCCGAUGCCUCAGUGCCCGUCGGAGUAAGGUGCAGGAGUUGAAAUCUCUGGGCUUCGAAGAGCGGGGCUCCGUCUUGCAAGCCCUGUACGAGAACAACGGGGACUUAUGGCGCACGCUGGUCCAGCUGCAGCAGGCCCGCUUAGCGCCGUUCCACCAGCGGCUGUGGGAGAGCGAAGACCCUCCCGUGGACUUCAAGUGUGCUGACCGACAGGCGCUGCUGCGGCGUCUCCUGGCCUCGCUGUCUCUGCCCAGCUGGGGCCGGGCCGAGUUGAUGGUCUCGCUGAUGCUCGAACAGCCAAACGAAGGCUGGGAGUUGGCCGACAUCGUGGAAGCCGUCAAGGCCUCCCCGAACCGCGACUUCAUCAGACACUGGCUGAGCUGGGAGUGCGCCGUCUGCAGCCUGGCCUUGCCGAGGAACAAGAUGCAGUCACUAACGUCGUGCGAGUGCACAAUUUGUCCAGAGUGUUUUGAGCUUCAUUUCACCAUCGCCGUGAAGGAGAAACACAUUACCGAUUUGGUGUGUCCGGCUUGCUCUGAACCGGAGAUCAGCGACGAGACGGAACUUCUUAAUUAUUUUUCCACGCUUGAUAUUCAGUUGCGCAGCUGUUUGGAUCAAGAGACAUACGACCUGUUCCAUAAGAAGCUGACCGAACACGUACUUAUGCAGGACCCCAAGUUUCAGUGGUGCACGCAUUGCUCUUUCGGUUUCAUCUACGAAUCGGAGCAGCUGGAAGCCAAAUGCCCCCAGUGCCGCAAGAGUUUUUGCGUCCAGUGCAAACGCCAGUGGGAACCCCAGCAUCAGGGUCUGAGCUGUGAAGCGUUCCUGGAAUGGAAGCGAACCAACGACCCCGAAUACCAGGCGCAGGGCUUGGCGAUGUACCUCCAGGAGAACGGCAUUGCGUGUCCCAAAUGCAAGUUCUCGUAUGCACUGGCCCGAGGGGGCUGCAUGCACUUCCAGUGUUCCCAAUGUAGACAUCAUUUCUGCAGUGGCUGCUACGGGACCUUCUAUGCCUCCAACAAAUGCCCGAUCCCUCACUGCCCGAUCCGCCGUUCCCUCCACGGCCACCAUCCACGCGACUGCCUCUUCUACCUGCGGGAUUGGGCCGUGCCGCGCCUGCAGCAGCUCCUCCAGGAUAACAACGUUGCCUUCAACACGGACCCCCCAGCGGGCACCCGGGCUACCCCUGGAGGGGGAUGCCGGGUUAUGGAGCAGAAAGAAAUGCUGGAUGGUUUAAAGGACGAACCGUGCGGCAAAGAGACCCCGGCUGAAUAUGCUGGCCUUUGCGAGGCGCACUACAAGGAAUACCUAGUCAGUCUGAUCAACAGCCACACUCUGGAUCCCGCCGUCUUCUACACCUUGCAGGAGGUGGAGAUCGUGUGCCGGAGACACCUCACCGCCCCCCAGCUGCUCCCCAAGGGACCGACGGAGGACGAGGAAGCGUAUCGCAGGCGUCUGAUCCAGGUUCUAAGAGACCAAGUUCCUCUUGGCUUGGAGAUCCCACGGAGACGGAAGUAGACCGAGAUCAUCACCCAUACGAGGAGGAAGAGAAGCGGUGAUAUUCUUCCAAAGGGAUGGAGAAGAGAAGAGAUGUUGUGUUUUGAGAAUUGUCCUUUCCGGUCGAUGAUUUACGGGGGGGGGGGCUCCUAAAGAGCAGCCCUCCCUGCUCUAACCACUAGGUUGAAUUUAAGGGUUGUGUUGUUCUACAGCCUAUUUCUUCUCUCUUGUGUGAGAUACAUCCAGAGGUCUUCUCCUUGUGACCCUUUAGAAGAGGGAUGUCCAGUUGUGGCGACUUGAAGACUUGCGGACUUCAACUCCCAGAAUUCCCCAGCCAGGCUUGCGGACUUCAACUCCCAGAUUUCUCUAGGCAGGCUUCUGGCAGAGGAAUUCUGGGAAUUGAAGUCCACAAGUCUGGCUGGGGAAUUCUGGGAGUCGAAGUCCACAAGUCUUAAAGUCACCACAAUUGGACAUCUCUGACAGAGAAGGUGAUGAUGGAGAAAACAAAGAAUUUGUUUCGCCCUAACUCUCUUUAACAAGUUUUUGAGUACUGUGUUCAGGUUUUAUGGGGUGGGAAAAAAAUGUACUGGUGGGUGGAACGGAAGCUUGGCUUCAAUUGAAAAUUUCUUGUUCCGGUUUUAGAUUGAUCCAAUAUUUUUAAUUCCAUUUGUUCUUUCAGCCUGCAUAUCUCCUGGGAAAUGCAUUGGUCUGAAUAAAAGUUAUUUUGAUAAAA